ACUUACACAUCUCUUCACUUUUGAUAGUCACUUCUGUCCUUCCUUUUGGCUUUUGAGCCACCCUACUUUCACUUCUCAAUCUUGCCUGCAACUCGUCCCUCAUUUGAGCUGCUCAAGACUCGUCACUCUUUAAAAGAAGCACAGUCCGUGACCGUGCUGUUUACACCCAUUUUCAAGUCCGUGCUUGACCCAGCUCUUUGACCAGAGCCCACUCCCAGCGUCUUCCAGAAGUUCUGCCUCACCUGGUGUGAAAGUUUACCACAACAAACACUUGGACCAUCACCCGCACACAGCUCUUUCCCAGCCCAUUGACACCGGCACUCUCAAUUACGUUGCGCUGCCUGGUGCACUGCCGUUUACCUGCCACAAUCAGAUAUCAAAUAGCCCGCGAGAAACCAUUGAACUCGGUCUCAAUCAGACUAUUGAAAGAUCAGAUCAGUUAUCAGUCAAUAAAUCAGUUCGAAAACAAUGAAGUCGACAAUCCUCGCCCUCGCCGCCUUAUGCGCCGCACUGACCAUCGCCAAACCUGUUGACAAGCGUGCUGUCGAAACCACUAUCCAAUGGGCUACCGUUACCGUCACGGUGACUGGCUCCUCACCCGAACAGACAUCUGCCUCUGCUGCCUCUGCCGUUGAUGCUGCCGCUGUCGACCCCACUGUCACCGAAACUACCGCGUUGUCGAGCAACUCUGCCUGGUCCUCUGAUGGUGACUGGUCCGUGAGCUCAGGCAAUUGGCGUGAUGGCUGGCGUGGUGGCUGGAGUGGCAGCAGUGGUGCUUCUGCGGCUGCGUCUGCUGCUACCACCAUGACUGCGGCGGCUGGCACCGUCACCCACACUCACUCUCAGACUGUUGCGACCACCAUCACUUCUAAUAUCGAAACUACCACUUCUGCUACCACUGCAGACGAGACAGUCGACUCGAGCACCAGCACCAGCACCAGCACCGCAAAAGCCACAAGCACAGCAAAAGCCACAAGUACUGUAGAAGCCACAAGCUCCGAAACCGAAUCCACCACUUCUACCGCUUCUUCGUCGAGUUCCACGAGCACUUACGAAUCAAGUAUUCUCGAAUCCCACAACAUCCACCGUAAAAAUGCCUCGGUCUCCGACCUGGUCUGGAGUGACGACAUGGCGACAAUUGCAGCAGAGAUUGCCGCCAGCUGCGUCUACGAGCAUGACACCAGCACCGGCGGUGGUGGCUAUGGCCAGAACAUUGGCGCCGGUUCUCCCCCAUCUGGUGUUCCCGCCAUGAUCACCAACGAGAUGUACAACGACGAAAUCGGCUGGUAUCCCCUCCCCUACGGAGAAGCUAGCCCCGAUAUGACCAACUUCGAGCACUGGGGCCACUACUCCCAGAUCGUCUGGAAGUCCACCACUUCUGUGGGAUGCGCCACUCAAUAUUGCCCCGACGGCCUAGCCAAUACUGGCAGUGGUGUUAGCCCUUACUUCACUGUCUGCAAUUACAGCCCAGCUGGCAAUUAUGCUGGUGAAUACGGAGACAAUGUUUUAGAGCCACAGGGCGAGGCCACCGUGACAUAUUAGACGCUCACCAGUCAAAUGUUCUUUCACGACUUCACGGAUCAUGACUCACAUUUUCAAGCAUCCGCAGUUUCCAGCACUUGGGCUUUGACAUCUUGGGAAGCUAAUGAUUCUGAUGCAAGGGAUUAUUGGAAUGGAGUUGAAAGUGUUGGAUUUUCUUUUUUGCUUGUUUUUUGAGUGAGCCACUUUCUUCACCAUCACUUGCAGGUUUUCCUUCGAUGGUUGAACAUUACUGCAUGCUGGCAUUGGAUUCUAUCGGCACUUGGGGCGUCAUUGUCAAAAGUGCAUUUCUUGGGCAGAAGGAAAGGGAGAUGCAGAGCAAACCUCAGGUUGAAUCUGUAACAUAAACAGAUGAAGCUGAAAAGAUUAAUGACAACCACUUUCCAGCUG
Molecule: messenger RNA, 1929 nt
Organism: Exophiala viscosa
Lineage: Eukaryota; Fungi; Ascomycota; Eurotiomycetes; Chaetothyriales; Herpotrichiellaceae
Product: CAP domain-containing protein
Exons: 2
Coding region: 469-1542 (357 amino acids)
Cellular component (GO): extracellular region
Source: RefSeq, a predicted model, not a curated record